CUCUGGGCUACAAAAACAUUUUUUGUGCUCCGAUCGAAGACAACACAUGAACGGGAUCUUUUCUCUCUCGUUGUAAAGCUCUACAGCCUGCCAAAAGCCCUCAAAUCUGAAGAUGUCUCUGGUGGAUCUGGGGAAGAAGCUGCUUGAGGCGGCACGCUCCGGGCAGGACGACGAGGUUCGGAUCCUCAUGGCUAACGGUGCUCCAUUCACCACAGACUGGUUGGGGACAUCCCCGCUGCACCUGUCCGCUCAGUACGGUCAUUACUCCACCACUGAAGUGCUUCUGCGCGCCGGCGUCAGCCGCGACGCUCGGACCAAAGUGGACCGGACUCCUCUGCACAUGGCAGCUUCAGAGGGCCACGCUCGCAUCGUGGAGGUGCUGCUGCAGCACGGUGCUGAUGUUAAUGCUAAAGACAUGCUGAAGAUGACGGCUCUUCACUGGGCAGCGGAGCACGGUCACCGCGAUGUGGUGGAGCUGCUGCUGCGUUUUGGGGCAGAUGUCCACGCUCAGAGCAAAUUCUGCAAGACUGCGCUGGACAUUGCGCUGGACAACAACAACGAGGAACUGUCCGAAAUGCUGCAGGUGGCCAUGCAGAAUCAGAUAAACACUAACCCGGAGAGUCCAGACAUGCUGACCAUCCACACAGCUUCACCACAGUUCAUCAUCGGACCUGGAGGGGUUGUCAACUUGGCCGGACUCAUCUCCCCCGGGAAUCCCGCCAAAUCCGCAGUGAUGGCUGCAGAGGAAGUCGUAGCGGCAGACUCCGUCGAUGGAGCCAUCCAGCAGGUCGUCAGCUCUGGAGGUCAGCAAGUCAUCACUAUAGUGACUGAUGGCAUUCAACUGGGCAACCUGCAGACGGGCGGAGCCAUCAGCCAGCCAAUCAUCGUCACCAUGCCUGACGGACAGCAAGUGCUGACGGUUCCAGCCACAGACAUUGCGGAGGAGACGGUGGUGAGUGAGGAGCCGUCGCUGAAGCGGCCGCGAGUUGAGCUGGAAGAGGAUGAAGAGGAGGAGAGUAAUGUCACUCAGACGCAGGAGAUAAAGGAGAAGGUGGCGCUCUUGAAGCAGUUGGAGGAAGCGAAUAGAGAAGCGCAGAAAUAUCGGCAGCAGUUCCUGAAGAAGGAGCAGGAGGCCGAGGCUUACCGACAGAAACUGGAGGCUAUCACGCGCCAAGGAGGGAAGAAAACAGCGUGAUGAGCACUACCAUACGUCAGAGACGUGGACAAACGAGACUCUUCCAAACGGAUGUUAAUGUACUUUUUAAAAAGACCACCUGUAGACCACCGCUGUGAUCAGAAACACUCCAAAAAUGGUUCGAACUGCAAUGAAAAACUCAAAAAUCAGCCGGACUGGAUGAAACAGCCGCAGAAAUCCAGCAGCGGAACAUGAUCUGCUUUUAACCUGAUUAUAAUAAUACAGAUACUCCACAGUGUUAAAGGUGUUCGCCACAACUUUUCAACCUUACCUGUGUCUGUUGUAUCUAUAGUGUAGAGUUGAUUACCACAGAGAAUACUUUGAACACGUUUCCCUGAAUUCAGAUGAUGCUAGAAAAACCCUUGACUCAGAAUGGACUUAGAAUAGAAGUCAAUGGGCACAUGCUGAAAGCAGUUCUUUUCAAACACACAGUACUGAUGCAACAGGGUGAAAAAUGGAGACGUGCUCAUUUAAAGUGUUACAUUGUGUUGUGAGAGGAGUUUGGAGAUGAUGAUGAUGAUGAUGAGGAUGAUGAUGAGGAUGAUGAUGAUGAGAACAUCAGUGUAGGGCUGCGCAAUAUGGACAAAAUAUCGUAAUGCAGUCACAGUUAUUUAGAAAUAAUAAUCGUAAUUGCAGUACCCCUUAAAUAAUGUGAAUGGUGAAAAAAAACAAAAGCAUUAUUUUGUUUGUGGACAGCACUAGUGUAACUAGCAUAAUGCUAUAGCUCUAUGUCUGACAUCCAUGUCUAUAAUUUUUCCUGUUUUGGAUUCUCUUUGAGACUUUUAUUUUAUAAUUUGUUUAUUGUAUCUAUGUAUUUGGGUAGACAAUAUGGCUAUAAUGUAAUAUUGCAGUACUUUUUCACAAAAACAACAUUUAGAUUUUUGAUGAAUUGAAACAGGAGCUGCACCAGUAAAAUUCUAUCAAGAA
Molecule: messenger RNA, 2122 nt
Organism: Colossoma macropomum (tambaqui)
Lineage: Eukaryota; Metazoa; Chordata; Actinopteri; Characiformes; Serrasalmidae
Gene: gabpb1
Product: GA binding protein transcription factor subunit beta 1
Exons: 8
Coding region: 113-1195 (360 amino acids)
Biological process (GO): positive regulation of transcription by RNA polymerase II
Cellular component (GO): nucleus
Molecular function (GO): transcription cis-regulatory region binding; protein binding
Source: RefSeq, a predicted model, not a curated record